Molecule: messenger RNA, 5292 nt
Organism: Puntigrus tetrazona (Sumatra barb)
Lineage: Eukaryota; Metazoa; Chordata; Actinopteri; Cypriniformes; Cyprinidae
Gene: kcnk3a
Product: potassium channel, subfamily K, member 3a
Exons: 2
Coding region: 322-1620 (432 amino acids)
Biological process (GO): potassium ion transmembrane transport; stabilization of membrane potential
Cellular component (GO): membrane
Molecular function (GO): open rectifier potassium channel activity; potassium ion leak channel activity
Source: RefSeq, a predicted model, not a curated record
UCGUGUUACGUUUGAAAAUGUCUCUAUAAUGCGACCAUUAUAAUGAUUUCUGCAUUCGAUCAUUCGUUCGCCCGAUAUGUUUUGCAAUCCUGUUUUCACGUGGCGGUGGAUUUUUAAUCUUCUCGUCAGUUAGCUGCUGAAGCUCGAUCAUCUCCACCGUGGUGAUGUCACGCAAAUGCAUUUAUGAGCCGCUGUGGCGUUCGAUCGAUCUUAUAUGUCCCGCUUUUUCGGAACCCAGCCUAUUUAAAACCCUCGGCUUGCUGUCGCUCAAUCUUCAGUGUGUUUUGUACCGAUGGGAGGUUGCGAAGAUGAAGCAGUGAGAUGAGAUGUGUCGACUCAACAGGCACAUGUGCACCCGUGGUGCUGAAGGAACAGCUCAGUGUGCCCCGUCGCAAUGAAACAGCCCUCAGUCCUCAAAGUUUGCGGCUCGCUUCAUUCGCUCUGACCAUGAAGAGACAAAACAUCAGGACCCUCGUCUUAAUCAUCUGCACUUUCACUUAUUUGCUCGUCGGGGCGGCUGUUUUUGACGCUUUAGAGUCUAAGAUGGAGAUCACCCAAAAGAAGAUCCUGGACGAUCGGAAGCGAGAGCUAAUGGACAAGUACAACUUGAGCAAAGUGAAUUUCGACGAGCUGGAGCGGGUCGUGCUGCAGCUGAAGCCGCACAAGGCUGGGGUCCAGUGGAGGUUCGCCGGCUCCUUUUACUUCGCCAUCACGGUCAUUACCACCAUAGGAUAUGGCCAUGCAGCCCCAAGCACAGAUGGUGGAAAGGUGUUCUGCAUGUUCUACGCUCUCCUGGGGAUCCCCCUCACCCUGGUCAUGUUCCAGAGUCUGGGUGAACGCAUCAACACCUUCGUCAAGUACCUGUUGCACCGUCUCAAAAAGUGUCUUGGCCUUCGGAACACAGAGGUCUCGAUGGCCAACAUGGUGUGCAUUGGCUUGAUAUCCUGCAUGAGCACCUUGUGUGUGGGAGCAGCGGCUUUUUCCCGCUACGAAGACUGGAGCUUCUUCCAUGCGUACUAUUACUGCUUCAUAACCCUCACCACCAUUGGUUUCGGGGACUACGUAGCCCUUCAGAAAGAUAACGCGUUACAAACCAACCCCCAAUACGUGGCGUUUAGCUUCAUGUACAUCCUCACGGGACUCACGGUCAUCGGCGCCUUCCUGAACCUGGUGGUUCUGCGCUUCAUGACCAUGAACGCCGAGGACGAACGGCGCGACGCCGAGCAGCGUACGUUGCUGUCGCGAAACAGGCAGAGCGGAGGCGCCGGAACCAACCACUGCAUGUCCGAACCGCCGUCUUCAUCCGCCGCGGGCCACGCAGGAGGCUCCGGGAAAGGCUUGUGUAACGUCUAUGCCGAAGUGCUGCAUUUCCAGUCCAUGUGCUCUUGCCUCUGGUACAAAAGCCAGGAGAAGAUGCGCUACUCGAUUCCCAUGAUCAUCUCCCACGACCUGUCCACUUCAGAUACCUACAUGGAGCACAGCGAGGCCUCCGACGCCCUCCACUCCAACGGCUGCGUGUGCAGUGCCUUGCAGGAGCACUCAGCCACCAGUUCUGUGUACACGGGCCUGCUCAGCCCGGCACAUUACCAAAGACUCUCCAAACGCCGCAGCUCCAUCUAGAGGGCUGGAGGAUGUAUUGCAUGUGAAUCUCUUUCGCCUUACGGAACCAACCACUGUUAUACUUGGGGUUGAAAAAAAAAACGCUGCUUCUAAGCUGCUCAGAUCCUCUGUCAGUCGAAUAUAUGUAAUGUAGUGAUAGACGGGGCAGGGCGGCCUGUCAGCAGGUGCUGCUUGAGGACCGGAGACGUAGCAGCGUGCAAUAAAAACAGGGUGAAGCCUGUAUCAUUUGAGCUAGACUUUGGGGAUUUCCAUAAAAGACAAAACUCAAACUGCUAGCUCUUUGCUGGGCUCAAGGGUAAAUAGAAACAAAUGCAGGUCUUUCGAAACCAACAAGUCCCAAAGUGUCAGGCUCUUCUGGUUUUGAUUUGAAUAGAUAGUUCUCGUGAUGCAACCGUUUCUACAGUGAAUACUUUAUUAUCUUUCCAGGAGUUAUCAUAGUAAUUAAAAAAAGGAAAAAAAAAAUAUAUGUAUAUCAAACAAUUAUUUUAUAUGAGAAAUUUACUAAUGAUUAGUAUAGACCUAGUCAGGGAAGAGCCGUAUUUAAUUUUUGAUAGGAGUAGAGUGCUGAAGUGAUGACGUAUUUUUUGUAGGCCAACCUGAAGCUUAGCUGGUUCCCUUGAAAUGUUGUUCAUCGUGAUGUUCUUCACAAAUUAUACAACAUUUUUGAGACCUAAAUAUCAUCAGAAGCGUAAAAAAACAUAGGCUUCAAAUGAUGUCACCACCAAUAAGUGUCCCGUUUCUUUGUUUAAAAAAACGCUUUCCUUGAAGGUUUGAAUCUAAAUAGUUAAACGUAACAUAACCACUAAUGGCAGAUGAAGCAGUCAGACGACGUCUUUUAUACAGUCACAAGCCUCCUGGUUUUCAUCCAAAACAUCUUAAAUUGUGUUCCAGAGAAGAACAAAGCUUUACGGCUUUGGAACGGCACGAGGGUAAGUGAUUAAUGACAAAAUUGUAAUUUGCGGAGGAGUAACCCUUCAACCAAAAACCAUAAAAAAAAAAUUGUCUUUAGAACCGUGCAACAGGAAGUCUUAACAUUUCAGGUUUUGGCCUACAAAAAUAUGUCAUCCCUUCAGCGGUCUAUGAAAACAAGGCUGUGAGGGAUAGAGGUACAGUGUGCUUAAUGGAUUGUAAUGCAACAGUGGCGAUUGGCCGCUGAUGAAAUACAGUUUCAAUAAUUGUGAGUUAUGAAAAGGUCCACAUAUCCUGCACAGCCUUGCUUACAUCCCUGUCAAAUUUAUUAUGGCGUCUCGGCUGACUAAGGUUUAUCGACUUUUCUUCAACACUCAAAGCUCACAUACACAAUGAACUGUAUUGUUCAUCUAUCCACGUGUGCCCCUUUUCUGUAUUUAUAUCCACUGUUAUUUUAAUCCAUCACCAUGUUUGUCUGAAUAACUAUUUGUUUGCAUCAUAGCAACUGUAACAUCUCAUUGUUUUAAAUUAUACUGGAUUAUAUAAUUAUGUAGGACUAUAUUGUACUUGCAGUUGCACUUUAGAUGAAAAACAUUAGCUUCAGGGCUUUAGCCACGAGUGCACAGAGUAUCUCUUGAAACAUGAAAUCUUCUUAAAAUACAUUUCUGGUCUUGCAGUGCACAAUUCAUCAUGUUAUUUCAAAAAAAGGAAACGUUUUUGUAAACUUUGGUUAAGAUUUAAAUAAAUUAAAACUUCUUAAAUAAAUUAAAAAACCCAAGCCAAGCUAUAGUUUUUUAAACAAUAAAACCAAAAAAACAUUCAAACACUUUUGUUGGUAACCUCUUUAUAAAAUAUUUUGAAAUAGUUAAUGAGGCGGUUUAAUGAUGAUUAAUAAAUGUUACAGCAAUAGCAGCAAAUAUCUCAAAAAUCUAAAUCCCUUCACCAAAGGUUGCCCUGCAGUGAAUGGGUGCCGUUAGGGAAUGACAGUCCAAACAGCUACAUUACAAUAAUCCACUUGACUCCAGUCCAUCUGACAUCUUGAGAAGUGGAAAGCUGUGUGUUUCUAAAGCAACUCCAUCAAGGCAUAGACAUUAUCUGAUGGACUGGAGUGGCGUGGAUUACUGUGUUUUUAUCAGCUAUUUAAAAACUCAUUCUGACAGCACCCAUUCACCGCAGAGGAUCCAUUGCUGAGCAAGGGAUGUAACGUUUUUUGCGAUAAUCUACAUCCAAGAAGGCCUAAAGGGGAAUACAUUUUCAGCUGAUUUUCAUUGUGGGUGAAGUUUGAACAUGACCAGCCUCUACAUCUCAAGUUCUCCAUUCGGCUUACGGGACUUCACAAUUGAAAUUUUCGAUAAACAAAAUAAUUUCAUUGCGUAUGCUAUUAACAGAUGAACAGCAAUGUUUGUAUUACAUGUUUUUUUGUCAGUACACACAACUUGUAUUCCUUGUAUUGACUGCAUUAGGUCUGAAAGUGUUGGUAUUUGAAGACCGACUAAAUUGGACAUUUUUUAGAAGGCACGUUUAGUAUAGUUACGUUCCUAAAGCCGUAUAUUUAAGGGCACGGUGGGCUCCCGUAAAACCGCACUUUUAAAAUCCAAUACUAAAUAUAACAUCACUAAUUAUUAGUUAAACUUUACUUCAAUGCUUGUACUAUUUUAACAUUGUGUGCAUUAGUUUAGAGCAACUAAUCGAAAUCUCCUUCCAAUGGCCUUUGGCAACCGUUUUCUAAUCUAAACUCAUGUGCUUAGCAAGAUUUGGAAAUCCAAAGUGGAAUAAAACGUUCAUAUAGAUCAUGCGGGCCUGUCAUUUCUCAACGUAACUUACUUAGAAAUGUCAAACGUGCUUGUUGUUGCUACUUUUAGCACAAAUAUAAUCUAAGCAAUACGCCAGGAGAUCAUGUGUAAACGUUUAUCGUAUUAGCGUCCUAGUUUCACAUAGCUACAUAUUACGAUAUCAGUAAUCCAACAUUCGGUGCUCGUCGCGUCACGUUUAUGAAAACAAGUUUGAUAUUGUUUGCUGGGUGCCUUAGAUUGCUAAAACUCUUUGAUCCAAAAUGUACAACUUGCACAUCGCAUGAUAGAACUGCGUAAUAGAAAAUUCUGCCUUGAUCCCGUUCGUUCUUUCUUGCGCUGUAAAUCAAAGAGCGUCCCUGCUAAUGUUACUCUACCUCAGAGGGUUGAGUCAGAGUGGGUUUUUCCCGUCUCCUUCAUCUCCCUUUCGCUUGCAAAAAUGGAAAGAAAAAAAAAAAAAAAGAAGUUGCCCCUUCUCAGCAAAGUUGUCAGUUCAGAUCAUCUUCAUCCAAGCCUCUCUUUCUAUUUGGGAAUGAAGCUGCAUAAUAUGUCCACCUAGGGGCAAAGAAAGUAUUUGACAAGUGGUUUGGCUGAGGGCACACACACACACACACACAUCAAAGCUAAGAACUGUGUGUUUUGUGUGCAUGUAUAGAAAUUUCAGUUCGGUUUUCAUUUCUUUCGCCACUUUAUCCACUGCUGUGCUUUUAGCAGUCGUAGGGAGGGAGUAGAUUAUAACCUACUGAAAUAAAUUCAUGUUUUUAAAUCCCGCUUCAUUGUAAAGAGUCUUGAUAUUGUUGCCCUUCUGUUCUCAAAGAAUUCUCGCUGAGUUGAUUGUGUUUAAACGUUCAUCUGAAAGGGGCUCGAUAAAUGCCAUUCUUAAGGGAUGUAUUUUUAAAAUACCGUAAUUAUUGUAUUUUGCAAUUAUAAACUGAUGUCCCAGCUGUCUGUUCAAUAAAUAUCUGAUGUUAAA